Dentiscutata erythropus is the source of this 166-nucleotide messenger RNA. Lineage: Eukaryota; Fungi; Glomeromycota; Glomeromycetes; Diversisporales; Gigasporaceae. The record is from the annotation of a GenBank genome assembly.
AAAUGACAAAGAAUUUAUAAAAGAACCUACUGAAAAACGACAAAGAAAACCCGCUAAAAACGGUGAACCUACUCACCGAAAAAUGACGAAUUUACCGAAGAAAACUGACGACGAAUCCAGUGAAAAACCAACAAAGAUUAACACCAAGAAACAACGAAUUUACUGA